Messenger RNA from Sarcophilus harrisii (Tasmanian devil), 7829 nucleotides. It is a transcript of the gene CHRM2, whose product is annotated as cholinergic receptor muscarinic 2. The transcript has 4 exons. Lineage: Eukaryota; Metazoa; Chordata; Mammalia; Dasyuromorphia; Dasyuridae. The record is from RefSeq and is a predicted model, not a curated record. Gene Ontology annotation, biological process: regulation of heart contraction; adenylate cyclase-inhibiting G protein-coupled acetylcholine receptor signaling pathway; G protein-coupled receptor signaling pathway, coupled to cyclic nucleotide second messenger. Gene Ontology annotation, cellular component: plasma membrane; synapse; dendrite. Gene Ontology annotation, molecular function: G protein-coupled acetylcholine receptor activity; G protein-coupled serotonin receptor activity. Bases 770 to 2173 code for a protein of 467 amino acids.
CUUUCCAGAAAUUGCCUGACCAUUGCAGCUAAUCGAACACACAUUACACACAUACACAACACACACUUCUGCUACACCAGAGUUUUCCAUCCCCAUACGCGCGCGCGCGUACACACACACACACACACACACACACACACUGCCUACGGGUGGGGUGGAUCUUGGAUUUUGCUAUUUCUACUAGGAAAUACCCAGGGACGCACCGAAGGAGUGUUUUCACCCCAACUGUCAGCUCUGCCUCCUUUUCCCAGUUUCUCUAGAAGAGAAUGCGUCCCGCCCUCCAGAUCACUUGUACUACUCUCUCUAUUAUUUUUACCCCUCCGGAUCCAUCUCUACGGUGAAAACCAGAUCAUGGAAGAGAGACAGCAAGCGGCUGACUCUGGAGUCUGAGCAUUUUUCUGGGAGCCCACAUGUCCGGGCUUCUAAUUAGGUGGCCCGCUGCUCCCUGCUCCUCCUCGCCUUUGAGAAGCAAACCGCCUUGUACCAGGGAGUGUAUGCAACUUCUGCUAACCCGACAUCAGUUAAUGAAUCUGUACUUCUUUCUGCUUCUAUCCUUGGUCCCAGUGAUUAGCACAGCUUCUGGAUGUGGUUUUUCCUCUUCCCAUUCCAGUAGUAUCUUAAAGGCCAUCCAGAAGUGCGAAUGACUGGUAAUACACCCAAGAAAAUUUGUGGUCCAAGCAUCAACAAAGGACACCUACUACUAUACUCCUGAAGCUGGAAGGUUUAAAUGGUCUAUUAGGCACCUGGAUCCUUACCAGAGAAACCCAAAAUGAAUAAUUCAACAAGCCCUAACUCCACUAAUGAAAUGGUUCUGGCAAGUCCAUACAAAACAGUAGAAGUGAUAUUCAUUGUACUGGUAGCAGGAUCACUCAGUUUGGUCACCACCAUUGGAAACAUCUUGGUCAUGGUCUCCAUUAAAGUCAAUCGCCACCUCCAGACUGUUAACAACUAUUUUUUGUUCAGCUUGGCCUGUGCUGACCUUAUCAUAGGAGCCUUCUCCAUGAAUUUAUACACUCUCUACACUGUGAUUGGCUACUGGCCCUUGGGGCCUGUGGUGUGUGACCUUUGGCUAGCCUUGGACUAUGUUGUCAGCAAUGCCUCUGUUAUGAACCUACUCAUCAUCAGCUUUGACAGAUACUUUUGUGUCACCAAACCACUAACCUAUCCCGUCAAGAGGACCACCAAAAUGGCAGGCAUGAUGAUUGCAGCUGCCUGGGUUCUCUCCUUCGUACUGUGGGCACCUGCCAUUCUCUUCUGGCAGUUCAUUGUAGGGGUAAGGACUGUGAAGGACGGAGAAUGCUACAUUCAAUUUUUCUCUAAUGCUGCUGUCACAUUUGGCACAGCCAUUGCCGCCUUCUACUUGCCUGUGAUCAUCAUGUCAGUCUUGUACUGGCACAUAUCCCGAGCCAGCAAGAGCAGGAUCAAAAAGGACAAAAAAGAAACUGUGGCAAAUCAGGAUCCAGUCUCCCCUAGUCUUGUCCAAGGCAGAAUUGUGAAGCCAAAUAACAACAACAUCCCCACCAAUGAUGAUGGGCUGGAGCAUAACAAAAUCCAGAAUGGCAAAGCCACUAGAGAUGCAGUGACCGAAAACUGUAUUCAAGGAGAGGAGAAAGAGAGUUCCAAUGAUUCCACCUCUGUCAGUGCUAUGGCUUCUAAUAUUAAAGAAGAUGAUAUAACCAGAGAGGAAAAUACAGUUUCCACCUCCCAAGGUCAUUCCAAAGAAGAAAAUUCCAAGCUGACAUGCAUCAAAAUUGUCACUAAGACUCAAAAAGGUGACUGCUGUGCUCCUACCAAUACCACUGUAGAGAUUGUUGGUCCUUCAGGACAGAGUGGGGAUGAUAAGCAGAAUAUUGUUGCCCGCAAGAUUGUGAAGAUGACUAAGCAACCGGCAAAAAAGAAACCUCCUCCUUCCAGAGAAAAGAAAGUGACCAGGACUAUCUUGGCUAUCCUAUUGGCUUUCAUCGUCACCUGGACCCCAUACAAUGUCAUGGUGCUUAUAAAUACCUUCUGUGCAACCUGUGUUCCUAAUACAGUAUGGACAAUUGGCUACUGGCUAUGUUAUAUCAACAGCACCAUCAAUCCUGCUUGCUAUGCUCUGUGCAAUGCCACCUUCAAGAAAACCUUCAAACAUCUACUAAUGUGUAAUUACAAGAACAUAGGAGCCACAAGGUAAAAAGAAUUGAAGAUGAGAGAGGGAAACCAAGGGAUUAGUCAAGAAGUUAGAAGGGGAAACUAGUUCCCAAUUUUUAAAACUAUGCCAUAGCACUUUACAUGAUUAGUAUGAAACGUACAAUCAAGGAAAGCAGUGAAAGACAUUCAUAAUAGGGCCUCUGCUUCCCACUUGCAGAAUUGCAUUUUAAAAAGUCUUUGCAAUCCAAAAGCAAUGAGGAAAGGGAAGGAGCCAACGGAAGACAUGGAUUUAAGACAAUGUUCCCUGUUUCCUGAUAGCAUCACACAGAAGGGCUUUUGUGUCUAUAAUUUUGUCUGUUACUGUAUAAUAGCAUUCAAAUAUCUUUUUAAAUUUAAUUUGGAUUAUUUGUUUCUGUGUGUCUGAAGAUAAUCUACAACAUAUAAUGACUUUUAUUGGAAAUUAGACAUUGAAUAUAUAAAUAAUAUAUUCAUAAGUAGAAAGGACAGACAAUGGAUAGUGAUAUCAUAUUGUACAGAUGAUCUUCAAAGAAUCAAGCUGAUACAGGGGCUUUGUCAGGGUCUUAUAUGGAAAACUGUAAUGUAAAAUAUGCACAUUUAUCCAUCCCAACAUCUUUCACUUCUCCAAAAGGAAGCUAAAAAGGGAGGAAGCCAAAGUCUACUUUAUAUUGCGUGUCAUCAGAGUACUGUGUUGCUUUACUCUCCCUUUGAUUGUAUCUUUAUCCCAAUAGGGAAUGCCCCCACAAAGUUUUCAUUGAGCUUAGCUACACAAGCAUGGGCAUGAAUAUGGGGGUUCCCUGCUGCUUACUGUACCUUUUGGACUCUCUUGAGGUAAGAGUCAAUGGAACUUUAAUUUUUUUGAACUCUUAUGUGUAAUAUCUAUAUUGAGCUGAAUUUCAUCUCAAUUAGCUUUUAAUUAAAAAAAAAAACAAAAAACCUAUCUAAGGCAGGAUAGAGAAUCAAAGCCAUCUGCAAAAUGAACAGUUUCAUCAAAUUAGUCACCAGGCAGUUUGGUUGGAAGACUCAAAAAGAGACCAGAUCAUUUUAGAAAUGAGGAAAUAGAUAAGAAAAAUUGAGGAUAGAGAAGACUAUUUCCAAUAAAAAUAAACAUUCUGUUCAGGAUCUGCCUGACAUGAGAAAUCUUAAUCUAUAAAAAGAUGACUUCUUUGUUCAUGUCACUCAUGAAGAAGAUUCCAUUUCUUCCUAAACUAUAUUAACAUGGUCACCGGAAAUCUCUCCUGGAUUUAAAUCAAGAAUAAAUCAUUUCUAAAGUCCUUCUUAUCUGUUAAUGCCUGAGAGCAUAUUAAAUAAAAUUGAUAUAUCUAUUCAUUCAGUGAAAACACAGAGUGAGAUAGAUAUUUUGAUUCAUCCCAUAAGAAUUGAAAAGAAAAAUACAAUUUCAUUCUAGUCCCCUAGUAUCAUGUUAAACAUCCACCAAAUCAUCAAUUCCUUCUACAUUGUUAGCUCAGCUACCCAAUCCUUCGAUUCAAACAAUAACUAUAAUCUUUGUGUUGAUAAUAUAGAUUACAAACUAAGGACAAGGUAAACUCAUAAUAAUUUAAUAACUAAAUGUAAGGUGGAUUUUCCUAUUUUAUCUUCUCACUAUGCUCAUAGUUUCUAACAGAAACAAAGUCACAGCAGAAGGUUUAUUGAACAGUUUCUGCACAUAGGAUCCCUCCCAUUAAAAUCGCUUGAUGCUAAUCCAAAUAUAUUUACCUUUGUGCUGGCAUUGUUAGUAUACUAUGACCUUAACCCCUAACUUUUUCCUCACUUCAUAUAUGAUAGUUUUUCAAACCAGACUUUGUAAGGAUAGACUUUUAAAUUGCAGAGGAGUUUCUAUUUUAAGACAUACACAUGUACAUUAUAUAUAUAUAUAUAUAUAUAUAUAUAUAUGUAGUUGAAUUUUGCUGAAUUUAUUUGAGUUCAUCAAACAAUGAUAAUCAUAAGUCCUAAUAGGAUGAUGGUGAAUCAUUUCUGUAUAACAAAGGAUACCCAGAUGAAAUACAAAGAUUUACCUUUGAGACUAUUGACUAUAUACACUAAUCACUUUAAACUUAUUUUUUAACAACAACAAAAAGCCGUCUCAUGGCUUGUUCAAAUUAAACUUUUCAAAGUAACUGCCUGUUUCAUUGACAUCAACUUUUUUUGAAAUUAAAAAAAAAUCAGUUUCAUAUGGGUCGAUGCAAACAUUUACUUAGUGUAGUUAACAUUACCAUGAUGUUUCAAAGUCAAACUUUAAUUCUCUGCUUCAGUUUAUUCAAGAUAUGUAUGUAUAUGUAAUAUACAUUUAUAUAUGAAUAACUGAUUAAAAUUUUAAAAUACACAAAUGAACUAAUAGAUUGGACUUUAUGAUCAAAUGAGAACAAAAAAACAGUUUUCUUGAUUAAUUGAAAAAUGUGGGGAGUAGUUCUGCUUUCAAAAAUUGUGCAUGUAGGAUUCUCGAUACCUAUUAAAUAUACUGACAACGCAUAUUGAAUUCAGAUGCUUUUUGAUCCUCCUGCAGUGUGGUUCAGGAGAAAGAUCACUGGAUUGGCUAAAGGUUCCAGUUAAAAACAUUGUUACUAAUAAAUACCUUUCAUUUCUGUCACACUUUAGUUACAUUACCUCAUUUGUAUCUUUUAUAAACCUUUGAGAUAUGUAGUAUAUUAUUAUUAUUCUCUAUAUAUAUCUGAGGAAAUGAGAUUUAGAGAUAUUGACUCACACAUCACUUGGCUAGUAAUAUUAGAGGAAAGAUCCAAAAUCAAGUUUUUUUGGUUUUGAGUUCAUUACUCUAUCUAAUAUCCCACAAUACAUCUCCACAUCUCUCCUCUGGAUGACCUUGUAAAAAAUCACUUAUCAUCUCUGGUUCAAAAUGACGAAAAUUUCUAAAGUCCCAUGCAGUUCAAAAUUUAUAUUUCUUAGAUAUUGUGUUGAUAUUUAUGCCUUCUUGAGCUCAGGCAAAAAAGCCUUGCUAUCAGGGAGAUUACCAGGCAUUUCAUGAAAGAAUUAGUGACAGAUUGAGAAUUUUCUCAAAAUGUAGUCAGAAAAAAAGGUGAAGUUUAGAUUGGAAACCAUGAAAAAUGGAGAGCUUUGGAGAGAAAUAUGAACAAGCUAUCUGAAAUAUUUUAUCUAAUAUAUCUAUUUGUAGCAAUGUUUAAAAGUAGGAAGAGGGGAAUCUACCAUUUUCUAAACCACAAUGAAAAAAUUUCUUCUUGUUAAAGAAAACUCACCCUCACCUAUUAUCUUUAAGGGCUGCUACUCUACAUUGAGUUCAAUAUAUACAUGAAAAAUUGGUAUGUUAGAAGUCCAGACCAAACCAGGCAAGGCAGAUACCUUCUGAUUAUUUUAGCCUCUCUGAAUUCCCAUAGAGUCCACUAAGUUGAUUAGUUCCAAGAACUAGAAUAUGAUUUUCAAUUUGGCAAGUAUGAAGAAAUGUUUCCAAAAUAUGAAGGAAUCAGACUUUGUGUUUAUACACAUUGGAUAAUAUGAUGACUUAAAAAUUAUGAAGGAAAUACAUUUAAAUGUUCAGAAAUAGGAACUGAGUCAUUGCCACAGAAAAUGUUUGUCAGUGGAUCCAUUGUUUUCUGUCAGUUGCAGCUUUAGUUGUUUUUUUUUUUCUGAAAACAAAAUGUAUAGCCUAUAUUGAGAGCAAUAGGAGUUGUUUCUUUUUACAAAGUUAAUGAUUCCUUUAAUUCCUAAUUGUCUCAGCUUCAUAGCAAUAACCUAAUGAACUAAAGUGGGUUUUGUUUGGGGCAUAUGUAAUGGGUGGCUUGAAGAGGGAACGUUCUCCUUCUAAUUCCCACCCCACCCAUAUGUUUGGUUAAAUCCUAGUUUUAAAAAGUUUAGCCAUAGCCAGUCUCUAAUUUGGCUGUUAUUGAGAAUACAAAGAAAUGAAUUUAACUCUGGGUCCUGUACAGUUUUGUUGUUUUUCAUCAGCCAUUUGUCUUUUUGUCAAUCAAGAUGUGUUAUUGAUAUAAUAGUUGAAACAUAGAGACAAGAGUUCAAAAUGAUGGCCACAUGUACAGGGCCAUAUAUACAAAAGAUUCCUCCAAAGAGACUCAGACUAACAAGUUUUCAAUAUAAUUCAUUCAAUUCAGCUAAUCUUUAUCCUCUGCUUCAAUAAUCUUCCUUUCAGCAAGCAUAGUACUAAAAUUACAAAUAGAGCAGGAAAGCACACAAUUCUGGGUGAAAUUGUGCAAAGUGUAUUUUCAGCAUGUACAUAUAAUACUGGGCCUCUUAAAUAUGCUUAUCUUAAAAGAGUGCACGCUACAGCAUGAAUUGUGUGCAUAAUUACUGUAUCUUACUGGAAUAUGCUGUAUGCAUACCAUUCCUACCCUACACAUAAAGUAAUAAAAAUGUACAAUAGAUAUACAUAUUACUGUAUGCAUAUGAAUAUAAUGUGUACACACAAUUUUAAUAUGUAAUAUGGUCCAUAUUGCAUAAAGAGAUGUGUUGAUCUGCUUUUUAAGUAGCUGGAAUAGAUUUUAAUGUAUCCAUUAUAAAAAAGAAAUAGUAUUUGUUUUUAAAGAAAGACAGUUCAUUGAAUAAGGCCAAAAUUCUACAAAUAUUAAAAUUGUUUUAUAAUCUGAGAUAGCAUGAUAUUGAUUUUAAAUAUCUCUUAGAAAAAAAUAAUAAAUCUUUACUGAUCUAGACAAAUAUAAUAGUGUUUUGUGCUUUUAUGUCUUUCCCACCAUAAUGAUCACCAAUGUGAAUAUUACUGUUUACCAUCUACUUCAUUACUUGAUCUCACAUUUGAUUAUACAAUGAGGAAAUAAAACAAAACACUGAAAAAACAUUUUAGCUCUUUUCCAAAUAAAUGAUGAUUGGGGAAGCAAUGUGUUUAUCCCAAGUGAAAAAUGAUCCAGUAGCAAAUGGAAAGUUGUUUUCUUUUUUUCAGAAGUUCCCUACACAUUUACACACACACUUAAAAAAUAGAGCAACAAAUAUCAGAGGUAUAAGGCAAAAGAAUUCAAUAAACCUACUUCUCCAAACUGGGCUAAAUGGAGUGAGGGAGGCAUUGGUGUCAGGUCUAAGUCUGGAAUGCAUUUGGCAUUAGAGUUGACCCUUUGUGAAAUUAUGAUAUAGGAGAUGUUAUUCUUGGUAUUCUCCAACCUUUCCUUCAGUAUUUGUCUCCUAUGUCUCCCACUGAUCCAAACCCACUUUCCUUGAAUCGUUGUCACUAAACUUUUUGCUUAUCUAGGGUACAACAAAUUCUUGCUGAGGUAUUGGCCAAUAUAAAGCUUAAAAUGUUCCUCACCUAAGGGCUACUUGUGUUUUAAUGGGAAAAAAAACAUAAAAACCAAAAUACUAUCAAGACUCAAAGGAUUUGAUUUCUAAUGGCAGAAAUUAGUCCCAGGAAUGGCAGUGGGAGGGAAAAAAAGCUCAACUGAUACUGCACAAGAUACAUGUCAAAAUCAUCUGGAAUAUUCUGUAGCAUUGAAAAAUUAAGUUGACAAUCAACAUGAUAAAAUGUCCAAGUCAAAUUAUCACCAGUUAGUUGGUUUGAUAGUGAAUGAUAGACUAAUAAUGGGGAGAAAAGAGAGGAUAUGAUCUGCUCUUCCAUUCUUCUAUUCCCAUAAUUGUUUAUGGGACUCCAAUAGUUUAAAAAUAGGAAGAAAGAAAGAAGGGAAGAAAGAAAGAAAAGAAGGAAAAAAGAGAGAGAGAAGGAGGGAGGAAAGGAAGGAAGAAGGAAGGAAAGAAGG